Messenger RNA from Penicillium canariense, 786 nucleotides. RefSeq lists its product as uncharacterized. Lineage: Eukaryota; Fungi; Ascomycota; Eurotiomycetes; Eurotiales; Aspergillaceae. The transcript has 2 exons. Bases 1 to 786 code for a protein of 261 amino acids. The record is from RefSeq and is a predicted model, not a curated record.
AUGGCCCACGACCCUUUGCAUGGAUCAUGCUCAUGUGGUCGUAAUGAGUACAUGAUCCAGAUCCCCGACGACGUGACCGAUCACGCUCAGAUCUAUUUUGACACCAGCCGAGACAACCGACGAUUUCAUGGAACACCUCUCACGGCAUGGCUGCGAGUGCCUCUAGAAUGGUAUCAGUCGCACACUCAAUCGUUCUUUCCAGACGAAACUCACUCUUCUAUCCGUCGCACAUUCACGCCCCGCCAUGCGCCCCAGACUCGGCGCGUUUUCUGCGGAUUCUGUGGGACCCCAUUGACAUUCUGGACUGAAGAGCCCAGUGAUGAAGCUAACUUUAUGUCGGUGACAAUCGGCAGUUUGUUCGGCGAGGAUCAGCGUGCCCUAGAAGACCUGGAGCUGCUCCCGGAGGACUCUGAUGAAGAGGACUCCAAGGCCGAACGUGCGAUUUCCUCUGUCCUUGCACCUGGGUCAGAGCUCGCAGCAUCUGGCAUAGUUGUUCCAUCUAACCGUGACUCAAAUAUCUCACGGAGCUUCCGGCGUGGUACUGCGGGUGGUAUCCCGUGGUUUGAGGAGAUGAUCGAAGGAAGUCGCCUGGGUCGCUUGAUGCGUGCACGGCGGGGUAUGGGUGUUAGUGAAGACCAAUCGACCUCUAUCGAAUGGGAGAUUAGUGAAUGGCAUGAUGACGGAACUGGUGGCCUUGUGCGGGAGAGUGUGCAUGCAAGUGGGCCAGCUUCGGGAAAGAGGAAGAGGGGACGCCAGGGGGACGCCGAGCCACCGAAACGGGUGUGA